UAUACAUUGUGACCACUCUUGCCCAACCCUUGUCUCUCUUUGCCCACUUGCUCAUUCUUGCUCUACCUUGGCUUAGUGCGACACCCUCAAAACAAGGGGGGUCACGUCACAACAACAAUCGCAACUUGCACCGCCGGCUGCUCCACAUCGCACGCGUUUCAGACACUACCGACGUAGAUCUCUUCGGCUCCAUCCACAUCACACACACACUACCCACCACACACACACGAUGGCAUCCCCCGACCCAUCAAUAUCCGAUUACAGCUCAUGGACACAGGCGUGGACGACGCGAUGGAGCGCGCUGUGUAGCCCUACCACGCCGGGCAGCGGCGACGAAAAGCAACACACCUGGAUCCACCUACCCCGCGUGCGCACACGGCGGGCAUUCAUCCAGGUCUUGGUCGGGUGCACUUUGCUUGUCGGGGCCGCCUUCUACCUCGUCAGCGAUACGGGCCGGAUAGAGGGGUGGCGUGUGGGCGGCGGCGCCGCGAUGGCGCCCACAGCAGCGACAGAUCCAUCACGCGGGCGCAAGAUCACCGACCUGCCCUCUGACCCGGUGCAGCGGUGGGGCAUCGGCUCCCCGCAGUCCAAGUACCUGGUGCAUGGGCUGCGCGAGUGGCCGGACAACGGGGCGCUGGGCGAGCCGUCGUCCGAGCUGGGCGAGAUCGCCGACGCCGUGUUCACAUACGGCGCGCGCACGCUGGCCGAGUACCGCGCGCAGCUGCGCGAGUUUGUCGACGUGUCGUUCCCCAAGCGCGCGCGCGCCGUUCUCCAGGCCAGCCUCGACCGAUACCUCUGGGAACAGCGCAACGCGUCCCGCGUCAGCUGGGACCACGAGAAGCGCGUCUGGCAGACGGACAAGGACGGCGAGACAAAGGGCAGCGAGGAGGUCAUGACCUGGGCCAGUGGGUGGGCGACACGCGAGGGAUGGGAGUGGAAGCUGUACCGGGAUCAAGACGCGCGGGACUGGGAAGAGAGCCAGCUCAAGGAACACGGCAUCACGAGCCAUGUGCACUACAUGUGGAGCCACCUCCCAACAGGCAUCUUGCGCUCAGACAUGUUCCGCUACCUCGUGCUCCUGCUCCGCGGCGGCAUCUACUCGGACACGGACACGUCGCUGCUCAAACCGCCCAGCAUGUGGGGGCGUGACGCGCGGCUGUGGAACGACGGCGAGGGCUGGCUUGCGCACCACGAGCGCGAGCGUAUCGCCGCUGGCGAGAAGGCUGUUGAUGUGCUCGGCCAGCCGUCGGUCAUUGUCGGCAUCGAGGCGGACGUGGGCGACCGGCACGACUGGCACGACUGGUGGCCUCGGCCUCUCCAGCUCGUACAAUGGACCAUGGCCUCGGCGCCAUACCACCCAAUCUGCCUCGCGGCCGUCAUGCGAAUGGUGCACCAGACGGCCAAGGCGGCCGACUGGGCCGCUGCGCGGUGGGACAAGGUGCUCGCUCUGCGCGAAUCCGGCGCAUGGGAGGCCGCCGACAAGCUCCUCGAGACGCAUGUGCUCAAGAACCCGAAAGACGGCGGGCCGAUCGGUAUCAUGAACUGGUCUGGGCCCGGCGUGUGGACCGACGCAGUGCUCAACUACCUGCGCGUGCGGUACGGCGUGCGCUGGGUCGACUUGCGCGGGCUCACCGAGCCGCUGCGCAUUGGAGACGUCGUCGUGCUGCCUGUUACGGGCUUCUCGCCUGGCGUGGGCAACUUUGGCAGCCAGCUGCCUACUGACCCCCAGGCCAUGGUCGAGCACCAUUUCCGCGGGUCGUGGAAGGAGAACGGUAUGGAAAAGUACCGCUAGAGGA
Molecule: messenger RNA, 1796 nt
Organism: Vanrija pseudolonga
Lineage: Eukaryota; Fungi; Basidiomycota; Tremellomycetes; Trichosporonales; Trichosporonaceae
Product: Initiation-specific alpha-1,6-mannosyltransferase
Exons: 6
Coding region: 230-1792 (520 amino acids)
Biological process (GO): protein N-linked glycosylation
Cellular component (GO): mannan polymerase complex
Molecular function (GO): alpha-1,6-mannosyltransferase activity
Source: RefSeq, a predicted model, not a curated record